Molecule: messenger RNA, 12126 nt
Organism: Tribolium castaneum (red flour beetle)
Lineage: Eukaryota; Metazoa; Arthropoda; Insecta; Coleoptera; Tenebrionidae
Gene: Dhc36C
Product: Dynein heavy chain at 36C
Exons: 44
Coding region: 1-11997 (3998 amino acids)
Biological process (GO): microtubule-based movement
Cellular component (GO): dynein complex
Molecular function (GO): ATP binding; dynein intermediate chain binding; minus-end-directed microtubule motor activity
Source: RefSeq, a predicted model, not a curated record
AUGGGUUCUCGAGGCAGAGACAUCGAACGCGAGCGUUUGUUAAAACGAAUUGCAGAGAAAAGGGCACGUUUGGAGGCCAGAGGCGAUCUUAAUAUUAAAGUUCCAAGGCUAACGGUUCCUUCGGAUUUUAAUAUUCAAGAUCGGAAUGUUUUUUCAUUACCUCCUGAAAUUUUGCGGCCCGUUAUAGCGUCUUCAUAUCCCAAAUAUCGUAAAAAAGUAGCAGAGCAAAAGAAAAGAGAUGAGGAAUUGAAAAAUAAGCUGAAGUCUUACACCGAGUUGCGAAAGCAACGGGAAGAAUUCAGGAAACGACUUGUCGACUUAAUUGUCAAUAAAGACGACGAUGCCGAAGUUGAUCCAAACCAAAUACCAUCAGCAGACGAGCGCGAAAUUUUGCGCUACUAUUACUACAUCAAAUAUGGUGUUGAUACAAUACAUGUAGCUCCACUAGACAUAAAAGUGCUAAAUAGGGUGUUAGCAUUAGUUCCUAGAAAAUUAAUGAAAUGGGAGCAAACUCUUGAAGCUUCUAUCGAAGACAUGAAAACUGAUUUCAUGAUGGCGGUCAAAAAAGCUAUAGUCGAUUUUGUCCUCCAAGACCCUGCAUUUGUUAAAGUUGUGGCGGAAAAAGAAUCGCCACAUAAAAAAGAACUGAAAGAUAUGGUUCUAACUGUAAAAAAUGUCAUACAGACGGCUAAAGCUAAACUGGAACGAGAUCUUCACGUCAUUAAUCCCUGUCUAGCGGCCAUCUUGGACAUUUGGUAUAGUAGAUUUAGAAAACUUCGAUUGGUUGACACGAAGGAGUUAAUGGCCCACGAAGGCGCGUUCAGUCUCGAAGAAUUUAAAUGGACAAUCAACAACCAAAUCGAUGCUUGCAAACAAACACUUAUGAACGACUAUUACGCCGCAGUGACUGAUGUUUUUCUACAAGGGAGUAAAAGGAAUUUACUUCCCGACCCAGCUAAACCCAAGCGGAUGAAAUCUUUUUACAACGCUGUAGCGACAAUAAUGACAUAUAAUUUGCAAACUCUUUGUCUAAAAUCGUUAUACGACUACAUUAGCUACAUUACUGACAUUAAAUACUCGAAUAAAGGAUUUAUAAUUCAUUUGCACCAGAAAGUCAACACGUUAGUGUUCGAGCCUCCAUUUAAACACUUCACUGAUGCUUUACUCAAUGUGAUUGACUUUAUUAUCGAAGCUGUAAUGACAGUACCGAGACUCGAAUGCCGACUUUAUUUAGAUGCGGGCCAAGAAGUGUAUUUAAAACCAACGAUUCCGGAACUCACUGUUGGUAAUUACAGACAACAAAUAAGAGAUUUGUUGGAGAAUCAGAGAAUUGGGCCGGAAUUACGUGUCCAAGAUUUUGAUGAGUACAUGCCGCUAAUAAACGGAGAAGACGAGGAAUGGAUUAACCAAUUUUUAGCUGAAGAUCGCUCGUUUGAUGAAUACGUUGAGGAAAUUUUGCGGUACAAGCAAAUUAUUGACGAAAUCCCGAUUGUUAAAGAACAUGUUAUUACGAUGGAAAUGUACGAUAUGGAACGGUUCGAAAUGAUUAAGGCUCUAGUUGCAGCCGCUGAGAAUUUUAAGGACAUUCUCAUCAAACGUUGUACUAAAGACUACCAGUCUUUGUGCAAGGCACUCGGUGAAGAAUAUCAAGCUAUUGCCGAAAAAUCUUUAAAAACGCCGGCAAAUACGGCAGAAUUGAUGGCUUUGAUUCGUUUCGUUGAAGAUACUGAAGCCACCACUCUUCCUGAAAUGGAAGACCGGCUUAGAAUCGUCCUGAAAUAUAUGCUUUUCCUAUCAGACCAUGCCAUAUUCACUCCCAUUGAAAUGAAGCAGAACAAUAUCACGUUCUUGUGGUACUUGCGAAUGCCGCGAGUUAUUGAAGAACAUCGGCAAUUGGUCGAUGUCAAGAUGGAAGAAUUCCAAGCUUCUUUAGCCGCAAGAAUUCAGAAGUUUGUCGACGAUUUGCAGCUCUAUGCCAAAAUGGUCGAAGAGCUCCAACACAAUGGAAACAUCGACGACUUGCCUCGCUACCACAAGAAAGCCACUCAGCUUGAUAACAGACUGAUAACAGCAAUGGAAAAAAUUGAUGCUUUCAAUGAAGAAGAGGCUGCUUUCGGAUUCGAACUCUCCCAAUACCCUCUCAGGAAACAAACGCACGAUAAAUUAACCCCAUACAAGAAACUGUACGAUAACGCUAUGGAGUUUUUGACCAAGUACGAAUUGUGGAUGAAGUCACAAGUCGGAACGUACGAUCCGGAGGAAAUCGAACAGGAUGUGGCCCAAUGUUACCGAAACGUUUACAAGUUGGAGAAAGUGUUUUCCGACCGACCGGCAACACAACAAUUGGCCACAACAGUGCGAACCCAAAUAGAGGAGUUUAAAGAGCACAUGCCAAUCAUACAAACGCUCGGAAAUCCGGGAAUGAAGCCGCGACAUUGGGAGAAAAUUUCGGAAAUUGUUGGUUUUCCCAUUAAAGUUGACGCAGAGCUCACGCUCGAGAAAAUCAUCGAUUAUGGUUUGGACGAGUAUAUUGACAAAUUUGAGGCGAUUUCUGAGGCUGCGACUAAGGAAAACAACCUCGAGAAGAAUCUGAGUAAGAUGAUGACUGAGUGGCAGGACAUGGAAUUUGUGGUUCACGCGUACAGAGAUACUGGUACUUAUAUUUUAUCAGCGGUUGAUGAUAUUCAAGUCCUGCUGGACGAUCACAUUGUCAAGACGCAAACCAUGAAGAACUCGCCUUAUAUCAAACCGUUUGAGAAGGAAAUUCUUUCGUGGGAAGCUAAGCUACAAUUGCUGCAAGAAAUUCUGGAUGAGUGGUUGAAAGUGCAAUCAACUUGGAUGUACCUUGAACCGAUAUUUAGUUCGCCUGAUAUUCAGCAACAAAUGCCGGAGGAAGGCCGCCGGUUUAGUGCAGUUGACAAGAUUUGGAGAGACUUGAUGAAAACUGUGAAUGCCGACUGUCGUGUCUUGUCUGUGGUGGAAAUCGACAAGAUGCUAGAACGUCUCAAGAAGUGUAACAGCCUUUUGGAGAUGAUCCAAAGAGGCCUGAAUGACUAUUUGGAGAAGAAGCGACUUUAUUUCCCGCGAUUCUUCUUCUUGUCGAAUGACGAAUUGUUGGAGAUUUUGUCCGAAACCAAAGACCCGACCAGAGUGCAACCACACUUGAAGAAGUGCUUCGAAGGCAUCGCCAAACUCACGUUUACCGAAGAUUUGGAUGUGACUGAGAUGAAGUCGAGUGAAGGCGAAGUUGUACCUCUCGUUGAUGUGAUUCAGACUGCGCUAGCGCGAGGUCAAGUCGAAAAAUGGUUAGUUGAAUUGGAAACAGAUAUGAAGAAAUCCGUUCAUAAGAUGGUACAUGAGGCUGUUAAAGAUUACGUGAAACGUGUUCGGGAACAAUGGGUUUUAGUAUGGCCUGGCCAAACUAUACAAUGCAUUUCGAUGACUUACUGGACUCUGGAGGUGCACAAAGCUAUUGAAACUGGCACCCAAGCUAUGAAAACCUACUUGGAGAAAUGUACCGAACAGAUCGGAAAAAUCGUCGACCUUGUUCGCGGCAAACUAAAUGCCCAAAAUCGGAUCACACUCGGAGCUUUGGUCGUUUUGGAUGUCCAUGCUCGGGACGUUCUUGCUGAAAUCAUAACACUAGGUGUGAAAAACGUGACCGAUUUCAAGUGGUUGUGCCACUUGCGUUACUACUGGGAGGAAAAUAAUCUCAAAACUUCAAUGAUCAAUUCGACUUUGAAGUACGGUUACGAAUAUUUGGGUAACACCACAAGACUUGUGGUGACACCUUUGACCGAUCGGUGCUACCGUACCUUAUUUGGCGCCUUACAUCUUCAUUUAGGUGGAGCUCCUGAAGGCCCAGCUGGGACCGGCAAAACCGAAACCACCAAAGACUUGGCAAAAGCCGUAGCCAAACAAUGUGUCGUGUUUAACUGUUCGGACGGUCUGGAUUACAUAGCUUUGGGUAAAUUUUUCAAAGGUUUGGCAUCGUGUGGCGCUUGGUCUUGUUUCGACGAAUUUAACCGAAUCGAUUUGGAAGUACUUUCAGUAGUAGCACAACAGAUUUUGACCAUUCAGAGAGGCAUCAAUUCGGGAAACGAAAAACUGUUCUUUGAGGGAACCGAACUGACUCUUGACCCGACCUGUGCUGUUUUCAUCACAAUGAAUCCGGGUUACGCCGGACGAUCGGAACUACCCGAUAAUUUGAAAGCUUUGUUCAGAUCUGUGGCUAUGAUGGUGCCCGAUUACGCCCUCAUUUCGGAAAUUGAACUUUAUGCGUCCGGUUUUCUCACGGCUAAGCCUUUGGCGGUUAAAAUUGUAGCGACCUAUAGGCUUUGUUCCGAACAGUUGUCCUCUCAGUGUCACUAUGACUACGGUAUGAGGGCCGUUAAGUCGGUUUUAAGGGCCGCAGGAGCGUUGAAAUUGAGAUAUCCUGAUGAGCAGGAGGAUAUUUUAGUUCUCAGGUCAAUCAAGGAUGUGAAUUUGGCCAAAUUCUUAAAUAUGGAUGUGCCCCUGUUUCAAGGCAUUACUUCUGAUUUGUUCCCGGGUGUUAUUUUGCCGGAACCUGACUAUGUCAUAAUGAACCAAGCAGUUGACGAUGCUUGUAAGACGGCCAACAUUCAAAACACGCCAUUUUUCCUAGAGAAGGUACAACAGUUGUACGAAAUGAUUAUUGUUAGGCACGGUUUAAUGAUUGUUGGUUUGCCAUUUGGUGGCAAAACCACGAGUUAUCGGAUUCUUGCCGAUGCUUUGGCCCUUAUUGAGGAGAGAGGUGGUAUGGAUGAACAUAGAGCUAUUUAUACAGUCAUGAACCCGAAAUCCAUCACCAUGGGACAACUCUACGGUCAGUUUGACCCAGUGUCCCAUGAAUGGUCAGACGGGGUCCUAGCUGUGAGCUUUCGUCAAUUUGCCAUGUCCACAACUGACGACAGAAAAUGGUUAAUUUUUGACGGUCCGGUGGACGCAGUUUGGAUAGAAAACAUGAAUACGGUUUUGGACGAUAAUAAAAAAUUGUGUCUCAUGUCUGGCGAAAUUAUUCAAUUGGCAAACACCACUAACUUGAUUUUUGAACCAAUGGACUUGGAAGUGGCUUCUCCUGCGACUGUUUCCAGAUGCGGGAUGAUCUACAUGGAGCCAGCUUCGCUAGGAUGGGAACCACUUCUGAUAUCAUGGCUGAAUAAUCUCCCGGCGUUUAUUAAUACAGAUUUUUAUAAAACAAUGAUUAAGACUUUAUUUGUGCGAUUCUGUAAGCCACUGUUGUGGUUGUUGCAUAAAGGCGGGCUAAAAGAAAUUGCAUCUACUUCUCAGACUAAUUUACUGCGAGCCACGAUGAAUUUAUUUGAUUGCUUUAUGGAUGACUAUCACGAUGAGAAAUACCGCGAGCAAGUCAGCGAUUUGGACGUGAGGGCCCAAAUUGAGGGUUCGUUCUUUUUUGCGUGCAUUUGGUCAAUGGGAGGGACUCUGGAUGCGGCCAGUCGGCCAAAAUUCAAUUUGCUCUUCCGCGCGUUAUUAGAGCGGGAAUUUCCCGAGAAAGUCCGCGAAGAGUUGCACAUUCCCUUCGAAAUCGCCAAACCUGAGAAGCCUUACAUUUUUACGAUACCAAUCGGGGAAACAGUGUUCGAUUAUCGAUACAUAAAAGAGGGCAAAGGAAAAUGGAAACUUUGGUCUGAUGAACUGGCGUCAGCUCCGCCAAUUCCCAGAGACAUUCCUGUAAAUCAAAUAAUCGUCCCCACUGUGGAGACCAUCAGAAAUAUCACAAUAAUGCAAUUACUGGUGCAACACCAAAAAGCUAUGAUGAUUAUUGGUCCGACGGGAACCGGAAAAUCGUGUUACGUUACCGAUUUCCUGCUGAAAAAGAACGACACUAACACUUAUAAACCCGUUUUUAUCAGCUUUUCGGCGCAAACCACCGCCAAUCAAACGCAGGACAUAAUUAUGGCAAAGCUGGAUAAACGAAGAAAGGGCGUUUUCGGGCCUCCGGUCACUAAAAAAUGUGUUAUUUUCGUCGAUGAUGUUAACAUGCCCUUGAAAGAGGUCUACGGGGCGCAGCCGCCCAUUGAACUGUUAAGACAAUGGUUUGAUCACGAAAUGUGGUACGAUCGGAAGGAAAUCGUCCCAAUUAAACUUGUAGAUAUUCAAUUUAUGUGUGCCAUGUGUCCUCCCACAGGGGGUGGAAACACUAUCACACCUCGAUUUUCACGACAUUUUAACCACUUAUGUAUCGAUGAGUUUCAGGAAAAUGUUUUGAUUCAUAUUUUCAGCAAAAUUAUGCUGUGGCAUCUGGAUACAAGGGGAUUUUCCAAAGAGUUCGACCCGUGCAUUCAACAGAUCGUCUUGGCGACUCUCGACAUCUACAAAAUGGCAAGGGCCAAUUUGCUUCCAACACCGGCGAAGUCGCAUUACCUGUUCAAUUUGCGAGAUUUCUCCAGAGUGAUACAAGGCGUGCUUUUAUCGGUGCCUGAAGCCAUGGAGGAUUUGGUGGCAAUGAAGCGUCUGUGGGUCCAUGAAGUGUUGCGGGUGUAUUACGACCGGCUGGUGGACGACGCGGACAGGUCAUGGAUCGUGGAGGCUUUAAGGGAGGUCACCUCGCAGCAGUUGGAGGAGAACUUUGACACGAUGUUCGAGCGAUUGGCCUCGGCGGAGUCGUCGAUAAUAGGGGAAACUGAGCUGAGGAAUUUGUUGUAUUGCGAUUUUGCGAAUCCGAAAGCCGAUCAGAGACAUUACAUUGAAGUGCUCGAUUUGGAGCAGUUGAAGGAGAUCGUGGAGGGUUAUCUUGCCGAGUUUAACAACAUGACUAAAAAGCCGAUGAAUUUGGUGCUUUUCAGAUUUGCGAUUGAACAUUUAUCAAAGUUGUGUCGGAUAUUGAAGCAGCCGAGGAGUCACGGUCUUUGCGUCGGGGUUGGGGGUUCUGGCAGGCAAUCGCUCACACGUCUUGCGGCUCAUAUUUCCGAAUACGAACUCUUCCAGGUCGAGAUCACCAGGUCUUAUGGAGUCGCCGAAUGGAGGGAGGACGUUAAAGUGAUUUUACGGAAAGCGAGUGCGACGGAUCAACACGGAGUUUUCCUAUUCACCGACUCGCAAAUAAAAGAAGAAGGCUUCCUGGAAGACAUCAGCAAUUUGAUGAAUUCCGGAGAAGUUCCUAAUAUAUUUACAGGCGAGGAACGCGUCGAACUGUGUGAAAAGAUGCGACAGUUGGACAGGCAAAGAGACAAGUCGCUGCAAACCGAUGGAAGUCCGGUCGCACUCUACAACUUUUUCGUGCAAAUCGUCAAGGAACAAUUACACAUUGUGUUGGCGAUGAGUCCGAUAGGAGACAGUUUCAGGACACGAAUACGAAAAUUCCCAGCUAUUGUGAAUUGCUGCACGAUAGAUUGGUUCCAAGCGUGGCCUGAAGACGCCUUAUUAGCCGUAGCAACGCGAUUCUUGGGAGAAAUUGAUUUGGAAACGCGGGAAAGAGACGUCUGCAUUGACAUGUGCCAAAUGUUUCACACAACAACUCAACAACUUUCCGACGAGUAUUACACAAGAUUACAACGCCAUAAUUACGUUACUCCCACAUCUUACUUGGAGCUAAUAAACACCUUCAAAACUUUCCUUAAUAGAAAACGACAGGAAGUCCUCACCGGGAAAAAACGCUACGAAGUCGGUUUAGAAAAACUCGAACAUGCAGGAUCACAAGUUUCCGUCAUGCAAGCAGCAUUGGAAACUCUGCAACCAGCUUUGGUCGAAGCCGCAGCUAAAGUUUCGGAAACAUUGGCAAAAGUCGAAGCUGAAUCGGCCGAAGCGGCCGAAGUCGAAAAAACAGUCAUGGCUGACGAAGCCAUUGCCAAUGAACAAGCCCAAAAGGCACAAGCCAUUAAAGACGAAUGCGACGCCAACCUAGCUGAAGCAAUGCCAAUUUUAAACGCAGCUCUCGCAGCUUUAAACACACUAACAACUGCUGAUAUCGCAGUCGUUAAAACCAUGAAAAGUCCUCCGAAAGGAGUCAGACUCGUGAUGGAAGCAGUCUGUAUUUUAAAAGACGUCAAACCCGAAAAACUACCACUACCGAGUGGUAUAGGCACCUAUGAAGACUACUGGGGGCCUUCAAAAAAAGUCCUUGGUGAUAUGAAAUUUUUGGAUAGUUUAAUCAACUAUGAUAAGGAUAACAUACCGCCAAAAAUCAUGGCAAAGCUUGCCGAAAAAAUCCUAAAUGACGAAAGUUUCGAUCCUGAGAAAAUUAAAGUCGCCUCGACCGCAGCCGAGGGUUUGAGUAAAUGGGUUAUUGCAAUUUCGAAAUAUGACAAGGUGGCGAAAGUCGUGGCUCCGAAGAAACUGGCGUUAGCUGCGGCCGAAGCCGAGUUUCAGACCGCAAUGACCGCUCUUGAAAUCAAAAGACAACAAUUGCGGGACGCCCGUGAAAAAGUCGCAAAACUGGAGGCUUUGCUUGAAGCGGAGAAUAAAAAGUUCCAGAAUUUGACCGAUGAGGUGAAUUUGUGUACGUUGAAGUUGCACCGAGCUGAGGAACUAAUCGGGGGGCUUGGAGGUGAAAAGACGAGAUGGAUGGCAACGGCCAAGGCUUUAGGCGAGAGGUAUUACAUGUUGACGGGGGAUAUUCUGAUUGCCGCCGGUGUUGUGGCGUAUUUGGGGCCGUUUACGCUACAGUUUAGGAAUAAACAGAUUGAGGAGUGGAUUCAUGCUUUGAUUGGGUUCAAUAUCGUGUGCUCGAAGGACUUUUCGUUGACUGCGACUUUGGGAGAGCCGGUCGAAAUCAGGGCUUGGAAUAUUUUUGGACUCCCGACUGAUAGUUUCAGUAUUGACAACGGGAUAAUUAUCAAAAACGCGCGACGGUACGCUUUGAUGAUUGAUCCGCAAGGACAGGCCAAUAAGUGGAUCAAAAACAUGGAAAAGUCUAAAAAUUUGGCAAUCAUUCGGUUAAAUCAGCCCGAUUAUGUUAGAAUCCUCGAGAAUGCCAUCCAGUUCGGGCAACCGGUGCUUUUGGAAAACAUCGGCGAAGAGCUGGACCCGAUUUUGGAGCCGGUCUUAGCCCAGCAAAUUUUUAAACAGAGUGGAGCGCUUUGCUUAAAGUUGGGUGACUCGGUUGUUGAGUAUAAUCCCGAUUUUAGAUUGUUCAUAACGACAAAACUGCGAAACCCUCAUUACAUGCCCGAGGUGGCAGUUAAAGUGACUUUGGUAAACUUUAUGAUAACAACUGUAGGGUUGGAGGACCAACUGUUGGGCAUUACGGUGGCUAAGGAACGGCCCGACUUGGAGGCCGAGAAAAAUGCUCUCAUUCUUCAAGGAGCUGAGAAUAAACGAGCGUUGAAAGAGAUCGAGGAUAAAAUUCUGGAAGUUUUGAGUACUAGUCAAGGUAAUAUUUUAGAGGACGAAACUGCUGUUCAGAUUUUGAGUUCGUCCAAGACUCUCUCGAAUGAGAUUGCGGCAAAGCAGGCGAUUGCAGAAGUAACUGAACAGCAAAUUGAUAAGGCCAGAAUGGAGUAUAAACCGAUAGCUGUUCAUUCCGCGAUAUUAUUUUUUACGAUCGUCGAGUUGGCAAACAUCGAUCCCAUGUAUCAAUACUCGCUGGUGUGGUUCAUGAACCUAUUUAAGGCCGCUAUUGACAAUACGGAAAAAGUCGAUGAUGUUGUUGAGCGUUUGGCUGAUUUGGAAAAAUACUUCACUUACUCGCUUUACGUUAAUAUUUGUCGAAGUUUAUUCGAGAAAGAUAAACUGUUAUUUUCACUUUUGCUCGCUGUCAACUUGCUGAAAAGUCGCGACGCUAUCGAUUUGUCCGAAUGGAUGUUUCUUUUAACGGGAGGUGUUGGCUUAGAUAAUCCUAAUGUAAAUCCCUCCGACUGGCUGGUGACUAAAUCCUGGGAUGAACUGUGUCGACUCGACGAGUUCCCGGCUUUCGUAGGGAUAAAAGACAGUUUUGGGCAAAACUUGGACAAAUGGAAAGCGAUGUUUGAUUCGGUUGAGCCUCAAGACCACCCUUUGCCGCCGCCUUGGGACACGAAGCUAUCAAAGUUUCAAAAAAUGCUAGUCCUUCGUUGCAUCCGAUUUGAUAAAGUUGUGCCCGCCAUCCAGGAAUUUGUCACAGAUAAUUUGGGGAAGAAAUUUAUCGAGCCCCCUCCGUUUGAUUUAUACUCGUCGUUUACCGAUUCCCACUGCUGCAUUCCCUUGAUUUUCGUUCUAACCCCUGGAGCCGAUCCGACGGCAGUUUUGCUGAAAUUCGCCGACGAUCAGGGCUUCGGAGCGGCGCGAUUAUUUGCGUUAUCGCUGGGGCAAGGCCAAGGGCCUAUCGCUGUUAAAUUGAUAGACGAAGGGAUCCGUAACGGCACUUGGGUAGUCCUUCAGAACUGUCAUUUGGCGAAAAGUUUCAUGCCGACGCUCGAGCGGAUUUGCGAGAACUUGACUCCGGAUUCAACACAUCCGGACUUUCGGCUGUGGUUGACUUCGUACCCCGCCGAUCAUUUCCCCGUUCUCGUUUUACAAAACGGCGUUAAGAUGACGAACGAGCCGCCGAAGGGGUUAAGAGCCAAUAUAAUCCGAUCCUAUUUGAGCGAUCCUAUAUCUGAUCCUGAAUGGUUCGAGAGUUGCACACAGAGCGUCCCUUUUAAGAGACUCCUCUACGGUCUCUGCUUCUUCCACGCCUCGGUGCAGGAAAGGAGGAAAUUCGGGCCUCUGGGCUGGAAUAUUCCCUACGAGUUUAACGAGACGGACUUGAGAAUCAGCGUGAUGCAGCUUCUCAUGUUUCUGAACGAGUACGAGGACAUCCAAUACGACGCCUUGCUGUACUUGACUGGAGAAUGCAACUACGGCGGUCGAGUGACGGACGAUUGGGACAGGAGAUGUCUCUCGACGAUACUCCGGAAGUUUUAUUGCAAGGAACUCGUCGAAACUCCGAAUUACCCUUUUGAUCCUACGAAAAAAUAUUACUGUCCAGACAAGGAGGAUUAUGAAGAAUUCAUGGAGUAUACAAAAUCGCUACCUUUGAUCACUCAUCCGGAAGUAUUCGGAAUGAACGAAAACGCAGAUAUUAUGAAAGAUCAACAGGAAACAAAUUUGAUGUUUAGCAGUAUUUUGCUCACGCAGGAUAGGACCGACGCGUGGAAAUUAAAGGAGCUAAUUAGGGCGAGGGAUGCUCUCUCGACUGGGGGCAGUACGAAGGCCCCCGACGACAUAGUGUUGGAGGUGGCCGCCGAUAUUUUGGCCAAAUUGCCUAAAAAUUACGACCGCGACGCAGCAAUGGAGAAAUACCCGACUUUGUACGCCCAAAGCAUGAACACAGUUUUGGUGCAAGAAAUGAACCGAUUCAACCGUCUCCUGUCCGAAAUCCGGACAAGUUUAAUAAACGUAGGCAAAGCAAUAAAGGGUUUGAUCGUAAUGUCUCCAACUUUGGAGGAAGUGACCGUUAGUAUUCUGACUGGGAGGAUUCCGCACUUGUGGAUGAAAAAAUCGUAUCCUUCGCUGAAGCCGUUGGGGAGUUAUGUGAACGACUUCUUGGCACGUUUGGCCUUCUUGCAGAAAUGGUAUGAGGAAGGCGCCCCUUCGACGUAUUGGUUAUCGGGGUUCUUCUUUACGCAGGCUUUCUUGACAGGGGCUCAACAGAAUUACGCAAGGAAGUAUAGAAUACCGAUCGACUUGCUUGCAUUUGAUUACGAGGUCAUGAGGGAGACACAUGUAACUGCAGCGCCCGACGAUGGGGUGAUAGUCUACGGACUGUUCUUAGAUGGGGCCAGGUGGGACAAAAAUUUGAUGAUUUUGGAGGAGUCUCUGCCCAAAGUUUUGUACGAUGUUGUGCCACAUAUUUGGAUGAAACCCAUGAAACGGGAUGACAUCAAGCCGAAGGAAACUUAUUUGUGUCCGGUUUAUAAAACUUCAGAGAGACGAGGGGUUUUAUCAACGACGGGUCACUCCACCAACUUUGUAAUAGCAAUGACACUGCCAACCAGAAAGCCGGAAAAGCACUGGAUAAUGCGAGGUGUUGCUAUGCUGUGUCAAUUAUCGCAGUAAUGGUGAAAAAGGAUAAUUUAGGUCAUUUUUCAUAUUUAUAUUGUGAUAGAUGGGUUUUGCGUAUUUACAUUUUAUUUACGACUGGAUGCACUUUUGUAUCGCUUUUUGCAAAUAUAUUUUUAUUUUUUA